CUCAGACCCCCAGACCUCCGAUUGCGGUUUCUCGACGGUAGGACCUGUGAUGCUGCAGCAUUCCUGCAGUAUAGCAUCUGGAAUAUCACAAAUCUGGGGAUAUACGAGGGGCGCGACAUCUUUCCACGCGAAACAUGUCUUCUGCACAUCUACCUGAAUGUCCGAUCCCCAUCUUCACCACCGUUGCCUCGUAUCGAGAAUGGAGGAGAAAGGCCUUUGAUGCAAAGCAGACGGUCGGGUUCGUGGCGACGAUGGGAGCACUGCACGAGGGGCACCUGGCACUAGUGAAGAGAUCAUUAGCUGCCAAUGAUCUCACUGUUUUAUCCAUUUUUGUGAAUCCCGCACAAUUUGCGCCUCAUGAAGACCUCGCGACAUACCCUAGCACCCUUCCCCGCGACUUGGAAUCACUCUCGGCCAUGUCUCUUCAAGUCAAGGUACAGGGGAGCAAUGAGCCUCUGACUCGGACUCCUUCGGCAGUCUUUCUCCCGACGGUGUCGGAGAUGUAUCCCUCCGGGAUCUCGCAAGAUGUUUCGCUACAGAAGGGAACAUUCGUGGAAGUCAAGGGCUACGGACACCAGAUGGAAGGACAAAGCAGGCCCACAUUUUUACGUGGUGUCGCCACUGUUGUGACGAAACUUUUCAAUGCCGUUGAGCCGACCCAGACAUAUUUCGGUCAGAAGGACAUACAGCAGGCGCUGCUUUUACGCCGCAUGACAAGAGAUAUGUUGCUGUCUCAUCCCUCGCCUGACAAGCUCCACAUUGUCCCGACCGUCCGUGACCCUGCAUCCUCAGUCGCGUUGUCAUCCCGCAAUGCUUACCUCACGCCGCGCGAGCGUGAAGUGGCUGCACCAGUUCUCCAUGCAGCGUUGCAAAUCGGAAAAAGCGCGUGGCAAGAUGGGGCAAGCAAGCAGGAUUGCGUUCGCCAGGCUUGUGCCCUCAUAAUGGACAUGGCAGAGAAGCUCAACGCAUUCGACAAUGAAGAGAAGAUCAAUGUCCGAUUGGACUAUGUCGAGAUGAAUGACACGGAGAGCUUUGACGUGCUUCCGGACAACAUUUCACGGGUGCAAUGGGAUUUAGAGGGUUCAGAGCGCGAGGGUCGGCCUGUCAUCCUCAGUGGUGCGAUGUGGGUCGGACGGACUAGGCUGAUUGACAACAUCAUAUUAGGGGACACACGAAAGCUAGGAAUAAUCGAAUAGACAUUGUGGGUUUGGCAGUCUAUGAUCACGCUAUUGAUAGCGUCUCGGGGCUCGUCGGCAUCGACGGACUUCGAUGUUCGAAAUCUGCUCCUUCGUCAAAGUGACCGUGGGCGUGUAAUUAACCGGUGCCGAAGGGGUUGUCGCAAAACAGAUGCUUGACAGGACCAUUGUUAUCCUCUCCAUGCCGUCAGAUUCAGAAAUCCGACUGCGCGGAUGCGGGACGAGCCGCCUGAUGCUCUCGUCGCCGAAGAAGUCGACGAGGUGCUCGAGCUCCA
Fomitopsis serialis is the source of this 1471-nucleotide messenger RNA. Its product is annotated as Pantoate-beta-alanine ligase. The transcript is spliced from 5 exons. Gene Ontology annotation, molecular function: pantoate-beta-alanine ligase activity. Bases 135 to 1196 code for a protein of 353 amino acids. Gene Ontology annotation, biological process: pantothenate biosynthetic process. Lineage: Eukaryota; Fungi; Basidiomycota; Agaricomycetes; Polyporales; Fomitopsidaceae. The record is from RefSeq and is a predicted model, not a curated record.